AUGGACAGCAAUCACUUACAAACACCGGAAUAUAAAAUCAGCGUCAUUCUUCUUCAAGUACUGGAAAAGCUAAAAGAAGAACCUAUCAGUAGUAAACUGAAAUCUGCGAAAGUUUUAGCUGGUAAUGAUUCGAUGAGAAUUAUGCAGUACGUUCUACCAAUCAUUAUGCAAGUUGAAAUGGAAGUGUUGAAAUUCCACGGCUAUGAUAACAGUCGAGAUGGACUCGUGAAAUUCACUCAGCUAGUAAAAGAGUUGGAGGAAAUUGAUUCUGCAAUUCGCAAUUUACACGAUGUACUGAAGGCUCAGUACUUGCCUCCUGUUUCUAUAUACCAGGAUGAAAAUUCUUCACUAAGUUCUUUCAAUUAA
Molecule: messenger RNA, 366 nt
Organism: Planococcus citri (citrus mealybug)
Lineage: Eukaryota; Metazoa; Arthropoda; Insecta; Hemiptera; Pseudococcidae
Exons: 1
Coding region: 1-366 (121 amino acids)
Biological process (GO): post-embryonic development
Source: RefSeq, a predicted model, not a curated record